GAUAGGACGUCCGCCUGGAGCAGGGCCUGAGUGCUGGGGCUGCUCGCCUGCUACCACGGCUCCCUCCCUGACCUGUUCUGGCAGCACCCACAGAACCUGGUGCUAUGAAUGGGUAGGGGACGCCAGACAUUCAGAAGUUGGGUGGUGCAGAACAUGCCUCCGCCACCCCGAAAUUCUGCUGCUGCCCAAGGCCAAGCUCACCAGUGCUCAUGACCCACACUGGCCCAUCACUUCCUGGUGUGUUCGACAUUCUGGGUGCCGCAGGCCAGGACAAGCUCUUGUAUUUGAAGCACAAACUAAAGACCCUGCGCUCGGGCGGCCAGGGGGCUGACCUCCUGCAUGCCAUGGUGCUCCUGAAGUUAGGCAAGGACACGGAGGCCAGGAUCUCUCUGGAGGCACUGAAGGCAGAUGCAGUGGCUCGGCUGGUGGCCCGGCAGUGGGCUGGCAUGGACAGCACUGAGGCCCCUGAAGAGCCUCCAGAUGUGUCCUGGGUCGUUGCCCGCCUAUACCACCUACUGGUGGAGGAGAAGCUGUGCCCAGCCUCCUUGCGGGAUGCGGCCUACCAGGCAGCCCUCCAUGCCCUCAGCUCCAGGGAUGACCAUCAGCUGGGGGACCUCCAGGAUGAAGCCCAGGAACGGUGUGGAUGGGAUGUUAUCCAGGACCCUGGGGGCUUCCGGACUCUCCACUCUGAUCUGGGCUGCCUCCCACCAUCUUCAACUCCGCCCUCUGGGACCCGCAGCCUUCCCUGUCCCAUAGAUAACCCACUGGGCUGGAGCCAAGGGCGCUCCCUGCGAUCUACUGACAGCCCAGCCUCCCUGGUCAGCAACUUAGAAAUCAGCCAGUCACCCACCAUGCCCCUCCUCAGCCCACACCGCAGCCCCCAUGGGCCCAGCAAGCUCUGUGAUAGCCCCCAAGCUCGCACGGUGCCCAGGCCUGUCCCUAGCAGCUGCCAGGAGCCCGAGGAGAUGACCUGGCCCACCUCAGGGGAGAUUGCCGGCUCCCCAGAGCUUCCUGAGGUGGCCCUAGAUCCGGUCCCUGCUGGCCUCCCUGACACUCCCCAAACUCCAGGAACCAGCACCCAUUACCCAGUACAGUGCACAGAGGUGUCGGCAGCCUCUGGGUCUCUCUCCUCACCCAUUCUGGAGCCUGUUGGACACCCCCGCCCUGACAAAUACCAGGCACCACAUCAACUUUCUAAAGAAGAUACCACGACCCCAGAUACCAAGUCAUGCCCACCUACUCCCUCAAUCCCCAAAAUGUCUCCUCCCAAAACGUCCCCUCCUCUUCCUCCAUCAGCCCCUUGUUCCGCUCACCUGGACAACUCAUCCCCAUGCCCUUCCUCUUCUGAGGUGACACCAGAGCAGAAAUUCUAUAACUUCGUGAUCCUCCAUGCCAAGGCAGAUGAACACAUUGCCCUGCGGGUCCGGGAGAAGCUGGAGGCCCUUGGUGUGUCUGAUGGGGCCACCUUCUGUGAGGAUUUCCAGGUGCCCGGGCGCGGUGAGCUACACUGCCUGCAGGAUGCCAUAGACCACUCAGCCUUCGUUAUCCUGCUGCUCACUUCCAGCUUUGACUGCCGCCUAAGCCUGCACCAGGUGAGCCACGCCCUGAUGAGCAGCUUUAUGCGACUUGGGUGGCAGGACUGUGUGGUGCCCUUCCUGCCGCUGGAGAGCUCCCCCACCCAGCUCCGCUCUGAUGCUGCCAGCCUGCUCACCAGCCUGGUGUGGCUGGAUGAACACUCCCCGAUCUUUGCCAGGAAAGUGGCCAAUACCUUCAAGUCCCAGAAGCUUCUGGCUCGCAAGGCCAACUGGAGGAAGGAACAGGAUGCCCGGGCCCUGCGGGAGCAGAGCCAACACCUGGAGGGUGAGCGGAUGCAGGCUGCCGCCCUGAACAAUGCAUACACCACCUACCUCCAGAACUACUUGGCCUGGCAGGCACAGAUGGAGCAGCUCCAGGCGGCUUUUGGGAGCCACAUGUCAUUUGGGACUAGGAUGCCCUUUGGUGGGGGCCCAGUGCCCCAGGGAGCCCCACCACCCUUCCCUCAGCCACCACCACUACAGCAUCCAUGGCAGGCUGGCAUCCCACCACCAGCCUUCCUGCAGCCACCGGCCUUCCCACAGCCACCAGCCUUCCCCAUGGCCUCCCCUACAUCUCCUCCAAGCCCAAGACUGCAGCCCCUCAUCAUCCACCAUGCUCAGAUGGUGCAGCUGGGGCUCAACAACCACAUGUGGAACCAGCGAGGGGCCCAAGCGCCUGAGGACAAAACACAGGAGGCAGAAUGACCACACGUCCAAGCUUAGGGAACACACCUGGGCUGGUGCGUGCUUUGAGUAGGGUCAGUGGGACCACAACUAUCCCCCCAUCUGCUCCCCUGGGGACAGUGUAAGGUUGGGUCACCUGGUGCAUUUAGGACAGUGCCUGGAGCCCUUCACUUCUCAGGAAGUAUAGCAAAUCAGGCUGCAAGGACUUCCUGGCCUCCAGGGUGGCCAAAACAGGACACUGUUUACAUUUUCAGUUUCUCUGUCUCUGGGUAGGGGGUCUUGGUGGUGGGGGAUAUUGGUAGGGUCUUUUAACUAUAAUAAAUAUUUAUUUAAUGGUCCAGGAGCACCUCUGUCCUUAGGAAACCUCUGUCUGGCUAUUUGCUAAGAAACACAUGGCUUAUUGUUACUCCAAAAGGGGAACCAGAAUGAAGAGCAGCCUUCUCUUGCUGAGUGAACCGAUCUUA
This is a messenger RNA of Otolemur garnettii (small-eared galago), 2722 nucleotides long. RefSeq names its product toll like receptor adaptor molecule 1 (gene TICAM1). Gene Ontology annotation, molecular function: protein kinase binding. The record is from RefSeq and is a predicted model, not a curated record. Lineage: Eukaryota; Metazoa; Chordata; Mammalia; Primates; Galagidae. Bases 210 to 2279 code for a protein of 689 amino acids. Gene Ontology annotation, biological process: positive regulation of cytokine production involved in inflammatory response; positive regulation of canonical NF-kappaB signal transduction; response to exogenous dsRNA. The transcript is spliced from 2 exons.